Vespula pensylvanica (western yellowjacket) is the source of this 1015-nucleotide messenger RNA. Its product is annotated as multiple RNA-binding domain-containing protein 1-like. The record is from RefSeq and is a predicted model, not a curated record. Gene Ontology annotation, molecular function: RNA binding. Lineage: Eukaryota; Metazoa; Arthropoda; Insecta; Hymenoptera; Vespidae. The transcript has 4 exons. The coding region runs from base 393 to 935 and encodes 180 amino acids.
UUAUGAUAACUUUAUGUAGUCUGAUAUUACAGUAAAGUUAUAAAAAUAAUAUAUUUUCGUUGUGAUCGUAAAAUCUAUGUAACGAAAGUUAGAGAAGAAUAACAUAAAUUUGAUUGAUAGUAUUUACUUGAAUAUUGAAUUGAAUUAUAUAUUAAAACUACACAAUAUUUGCUGAAUUGGUUACACAACGAUGUUUAACUACUACAUCAACUACGUAUUUUAACUAGGCAAUAGAGUUUUUAUAUCUUAUAUAGUUGAUUUAAGAAAAUAAUAAAUGAUAUUAAACUGAAUUCUAAUGAUCUAAUGGAAAUAUAAGAAUUUGUUAUAAAUAAAUAUAUAAUUGGCAUAUUUUUAAUAAUCAUUCUUUUUAUCAUUAAUCAACACUUAUAAAAAUGGAUAAAACUAAACAACGACAGAGUAAUAAUAAAAAUGGAUUGUCCUGGAUUUAUAGAAAGAAAGCAAAAUUAAGACGGGCUAAAAAUAUAACACAAAAUGAACAUGCUGAUACAAAAUUAAAUGAUUCUGCGACAAGGAUUGUUGUUCGCAAUCUUCCAUUUAAGAUAAAAGAAGAGGAUAUUAAGUGUUUGUAUGAAAAAUAUGGAGAAAUAAAAGAAAUAAUUCUUCCUUGCCAAUCAAAUCUAUCACUUAUCGGAUAUGCAUUUAUAGAAUUUAAACGAAUGCAAGAUGCAUCCAAAGCUAUAUUUAAUACAAAUAAAAAAGAAUUCUUUGGUAGAAUAAUUACUAGUGGAUGGGUUGUUGCAAACUCUAAACUUUAUAAGAAGAUGAAAAAUAUCUCUGAGAUAAAUAAUAAAAAUAAAUCUUCUGUUCCCUCUUCCAAAAAACAAAAUACAGAUGUAGAAAAGGGAUAUAAAUCAUUAACUUUACAAGAGAAUGAUAUUCCAAAACAUAAAAAAAGAAUUAAUUGUCAUAUAUGAAUUGAUACUAUUAUGUAUUAUUAUCUUUUUGUUAAAUCAAAUGUAGUUCUACAUUUAAAUAAUUAUUAUUUAAGAGAAAU